This is a messenger RNA of Vitis riparia (riverbank grape), 670 nucleotides long. Its product is annotated as class I heat shock protein. Bases 62 to 496 code for a protein of 144 amino acids. Lineage: Eukaryota; Viridiplantae; Streptophyta; Magnoliopsida; Vitales; Vitaceae. The record is from RefSeq and is a predicted model, not a curated record. Gene Ontology annotation, biological process: protein complex oligomerization; response to hydrogen peroxide; protein folding. The transcript has a single exon.
GCAUCAUCAAUUGAAGAAUUAUCAGUAGUAGUAAUCUUUGAGCUUGCUCUUUCAUACCAUUAUGGCUUUGAUUCCUCGUUUCUUUGGAAACCCAAGUGUUUUUGACCCAUUUCCUCGUGAAAUAUGGGACCCGCUCUUCGGCUCUGGUGAGGCAUCAUCCUUGCCCAAUUUGCAGAUUGAUUGGAAGGAGACGCCUGAGGCUCAUGUCUUCAAGGCAGACCUUCCUGGGCUGAAGAAAGAGGAGGUGAAAGUGGAGGUUGAAGAAGGGAGAGUGCUGAAGAUAAGUGGGGAGAGAAGCAUGGAGAAGGAGGACAAGAAUGAUAAGUGGCACCGCGUAGAGCGGAGCCAUGGCAAGUUCCUGAGGAGUUUCAGGUUGCCGGAAAAUGCUAAGGUGGAUGCUGUGAAGGCUGCAAUGGAGAAUGGUGUUCUUACUGUUACUGUUCCUAAGAAGGAAGUGAAAAAACCUGAGGUCAAGUCCAUUGAGAUCAGCGGUUGAGAAAUUGAGACCAUCAUAUCAUAUAUCAGCGUGUUUUCUUGAUGUUGAGUGCUUUGUUUUCAUUUUCUUUUAAUGGGCCUUCUGGCUUUUUCUUUCCUUUUAUGUAAGGAUGAUGAGUCUUUGUCUGUCCUAUCUAUGAAGAAUAAAGAAUGAGCACAUUUCUACUCGUUUCCA